This is a messenger RNA of Zonotrichia leucophrys gambelii, 688 nucleotides long. It is a transcript of the gene ELOC, whose product is annotated as elongin C. Gene Ontology annotation, biological process: ubiquitin-dependent protein catabolic process. The transcript has 4 exons. Gene Ontology annotation, cellular component: elongin complex. Gene Ontology annotation, molecular function: protein-macromolecule adaptor activity. The coding region runs from base 303 to 641 and encodes 112 amino acids. The record is from RefSeq and is a predicted model, not a curated record. Lineage: Eukaryota; Metazoa; Chordata; Aves; Passeriformes; Passerellidae.
GCGCGGUGCCAGGCCGGGGUUCUCCCACCGAGGCGGUGGCGAAGGGCGCGUUCCUCCCCCAGAACGCUCUCUUUGGAACCCCGGCGCCGCCGGGAAGGGGGCUCUGGGGCAGCGCUGGGUUUGAGCAUCGCUCCCGAGCUCCUGCCGUAAGUGACGCUCGCCCCUUCCCUACGCCAGGCCGUAGGGAGAGGGGAAAAGUUCAGGCCGAAAGAAUUUCGGAUGCGCCCCCAGGGGUUGUUUUGCCAAGACGCUCCUAUUGCAAAAUCUGCAGUUGAGAAGAAACAUUUUUUUAUAAGAAGAGAAUGGAUGGAGAAGAGAAGACAUACGGUGGGUGUGAGGGCCCAGAUGCUAUGUAUGUGAAGUUAAUAUCCUCUGAUGGCCAUGAGUUCAUUGUAAAAAGAGAGCAUGCAUUAACAUCAGGAACAAUAAAAGCUAUGUUGAGUGGACCAGGUCAGUUUGCAGAAAAUGAAACAAAUGAGGUCAAUUUUAGAGAGAUCCCAUCCCAUGUCCUAUCCAAAGUAUGCAUGUAUUUCACCUACAAGGUCCGCUAUACUAACAGCUCUACGGAGAUUCCUGAAUUCCCAAUUGCACCUGAAAUUGCACUGGAACUUCUGAUGGCUGCAAACUUCUUAGAUUGUUAAAUAAAAUAAAUUAUAAUAAAAAAUGUAAAACUUUUUUCAGUAUUUAA